AUGAAAAGUUCUCAAAGAUCAAUGAAAAUGGCCUAUCUUGCCGCAUCCAAACCGGCUCAUUUCCAUCCUAAAUUCACAAAGAUCCGCAACACCCCACAUUCCAUUAAGUUGCUGUCCUUUUUCUGCUCGUCGACUUCUCCGAACCCGGCCAACACAGACCAAGAAAGUCCCAACCCGGAUCAGGAAACACCUCGGUCUUCACCAAGACCCAGUAGGACGGAAUCCUCCGAUGCUGUUUUUGCGACAGAGGCUUCCAGAAGUCCAAGAGGUAAGCAUCGAACGCCAGAAAAGUUGGAGGAUAUAAUCUGUAGAAUGAUGGCUAAUCGUGCUUGGACUACCCGUUUACAGAAUUCAAUUCGUAGAUUAGUCCCUUCUUUUGAUCAUGAAAUUGUUUAUAAUGUGCUUCAUAGUGCCAAAAAUUCUGAACACGCCCUUCAGUUCUUUAGGUGGGUAGAAAGGUCUGGACUUUUCCAGCAUAACAGAGAAACCCAUAUGAAAAUUAUUGAGAUCUUAGGUCGUGCUUCGAAGCUUAAUCAUGCUAGGCUCAUUCUUUUGGAUAUGCCUAAGAAAGGGGUUGAAUGGGAUGAGGACAUGUGGGUUAUGUUAAUUGAUAGUUAUGGUAGUGCAGGCAUUGUUCAGGAAAGUGUGACCUUGUUUCAGAAAAUGGAGGAAUUGGGGGUUAAGAGGACCGUAAAAUCUUAUGAUACUUUGUUCAAGGUUAUAAUGCGAAAAGGGCGGACUGGAAUGGCCAAGAGGUAUUUUAAUAAGAUGGUAAAUGAGGGGAUAGAGCCAACUAGGCAUACCUAUAAUCUUAUGAUUUGGGGGUUCUUUCUUUCGUCAAAAGUAGAGACAGCACUAAGAUUCUUUGAGGAGAUGAAAGCUAGGGAAAUUUCUCCUGACGUCGUUACUUAUAACACCAUGAUCAAUGGUUGUUGCCGUUUUAAAAAUAUGGAGGAGGCUGAGAAGUACUUUAUAGAGCUGAAGGGAAAGAAUAUGGAGCCUACAGUGAUUACUUAUACUACAUUGAUUAAAGGGUAUGUUUCUUCUUUAAAAGUUGAUGAUGCAUUGAGAUUGUUUGAAGAGAUGAAAAACUAUGGGAUUAAGGCAAAUGCCAUUACGUACUCGACAUUGUUGCCUGGGCUGUGUGAAGCAGAAAAGAUGUCUGAAGCUAAGAUUAUACUGAAGGAGAUGGUUGAGAAACAUAUUGCUCCUAAGGAUAACUCAAUUUUCAUCAGAAUGAUGUCUGCACAGUGCAAAGCGGGUGAUCUGGAUGCAGCUUCCGAUGUCCUCAGAGCUAUGAUAAGAUUGAGUAUUCCAACUGAGGCUGGGCACUAUGGUAUUCUGAUUGAGAAUUAUUGCAAAGCUGGUAAUUAUGAGCGAGCAGUUAGUUUGUUGGAUAAGCUUAUUGAGAAGGAAAUCAUCUUGAGACCACAGAGUACUUUGCAGAUGGAGCCAAGUGCAUACAACCUUGUAAUUGAGUAUCUAUGCAAUAAUGGCCAGACAGGAAAAGCGGAAACCUUGUUGCGGCAGUUGAUGAAAAUGGGUGUCCAAGAUGAAUUGGCCUUCAAUAAUCUGAUCCACGGCCAUUCAAAAGAAGGGAAUACUGAGUCAGCUUCUGAACUCUUACAAAUCAUGGGUAGAAGGAAGGUUGCUUCAGAAGAAAGUUCCCACAGAUCACUUAUCGAGUGUUACUUGAGUAAGGGUGAGCCUGCAGAUGCUAAAAUAGCUUUGGAUGGUAUGAUAGAGAAUGGAUAUCUCCCGGAUUCGUCACUGUAUAGAUCAGUGAUGGAGAGCUUGUUUGCAGAUGGAAGGGUUCAGACAGCAAGUAGGGUGAUGAUGACCAUGGUGGAGAAGGGAGUGAAAGAACAUAUGGAUUUGAAUUCUAAAAUCCUGGAAGCAUUGCUUUUGAGAGGUCACGUUGAGGAAGCUCUGGGAAGAAUUGAAUUACUAAUGCAUAGUGGUCUUUCGCCUAAUUUUGAUGAUCUUUUGUCGGUUCUGUGUGAUAAAGGAAAGACAAUUGCUGCUCUGAAGUUAUUAGACUUCGGUUUACAGAGAGAUUGUGACAUUGACUUCACCACCUAUGACAAAGUCUUGGAUGCUCUGUUAGCAGCUGGGAAAACUCUCAAUGCAUAUUCCAUUUUGACUAAAAUAACAGAGAAAGGGGGAGUCACAGAUCGGCGCAGCUAUGAAGACUUAAUCAAGACCCUCAAUGCAGAAGGAAACACUAAGCAAGCAGAUAUACUGUCGAGAAUGAUUAUGGGAAAAGAUGAAGGUAUCCCUAAAAGAAAUAAAGGAAAGAAAUCUGCAACUUUAGCUUAA
Molecule: messenger RNA, 2319 nt
Organism: Oldenlandia corymbosa var. corymbosa
Lineage: Eukaryota; Viridiplantae; Streptophyta; Magnoliopsida; Gentianales; Rubiaceae
Source: the annotation of a GenBank genome assembly